Messenger RNA from Echinops telfairi (small Madagascar hedgehog), 1725 nucleotides. RefSeq names its product melanocortin 2 receptor accessory protein 2 (gene MRAP2). Gene Ontology annotation, cellular component: endoplasmic reticulum; plasma membrane. The transcript has 3 exons. Gene Ontology annotation, biological process: protein localization to plasma membrane; regulation of adenylate cyclase-activating G protein-coupled receptor signaling pathway. Gene Ontology annotation, molecular function: type 4 melanocortin receptor binding; type 3 melanocortin receptor binding; type 5 melanocortin receptor binding. The record is from RefSeq and is a predicted model, not a curated record. Bases 3 to 617 code for a protein of 204 amino acids. NCBI's taxonomy places the organism in Eukaryota, Metazoa, Chordata, Mammalia, Afrosoricida, Tenrecidae.
AGAUGUCUGUCCAGAAGUUAAUUUCUAACAGAACCUCCCAGCAAUCUGCAUCUAAUUCUGAUUAUACUUGGGAAUAUGAAUAUUAUGAGAUUGGACCAGUUUCCUUUGAAGGACUGAAAGCCAAUAAAUAUUCCAUUGUGAUUGGAUUCUGGGUCGGUCUCGCAGUCUUCGUGAUUUUCAUGUUUUUUGUGCUGACCUUGCUGACCAAGACGGGCGCCCCACACCAAGACAAUGCAGAAUCUUCUGAAAAGAGAUUCAGAAUGAACAGCUUUGUGUCAGAUUUUGGAAGACCCUUGGAGCCAGAUAAGUUGUUUUCUCGACAGGGCAACGAGGAAUCCAGGUCCCUCUUUCAUUGCUACAUCAAUGAAGUGGACCACUUGGACAGGCCCAAGUCUUGUCACCAGACCACAGCCCUUGACAAUGAUGUUCACUUCCAAGAAGCCCCCCGGAGCAGCGGAAGGCCAGAGGAGGAGCUGAGCAGGCUCAUGAAGUUCGAGCUUCCCAACUUCAUUAACACAGACCAGAACUCCUUUGGGGACGAUGAUCUUCUGAUUUCUGACCCACCCAUUUUAGAAAAUAAGCCAGUUUUCCAGACACCACACAAAGACCUGGAUUAAGAGGCAUGCUUUGUAAAGGCUUUGGUGGAGAUAUCAAUUCUGUCUUUGUAUAGCAAGACAACUUUAUCUGUGUGCGCGCAUGUGUGCGUGUGCGUGUGUGUGUGUGUAAGAGAAAGAGAGACAGCGAGAACAGAGCUCAUAAGGAUGGUAAACAGGAUAUUUGUUUGCCUUUGAACAUACCUGGGGCUUUUUUGGCUUAUUUACACUCGUCCAUUAUCCUUGUUGAAAAAAUGUGGCCAAAUAUGUGAUGUCAGGCUUCUGGUAUGGAGGUUAGAGUACUGCUUUCUCAGCUGACCCUGCCAUGGACAUGUUCUGUGCCCUUAACCAACUUGUUGACCAAGCUGCCUGGGUUGCCACACUUUUUACUGUAAGAUGAGGUGGCUCCACUAUCCCUUUAGCUCUGAUUUUUGGUGGAUUUGUGACCUUGCAUCUAGACGAGGCUGAGAUAUAUAUCAAGUAGUAUAAACUAAAGCACUACCUCCUGGCUCUUGAUUUAGGAUUCCCUCAAGUAUCGAAAGCUGGGCCCAGCUUUCACUCAGGGGCCUGGCAAUCUGCUAGGUGGUCAGGAGACUGUUGGCCAGCGUUUCUGCUGGGUCAUAUUCAAACUGCUUGUCUGAGAACUUGAGGCCACUCCUGCUCACACGUGAUGGACAGCUCCUCCUAACCCACAGUCUCUCCCACAGCAAUUCGGUCCCCAAGAACUCCCGAGAAAGUUUCCAACUGAGCCAGAGGGGUCGGGAGAGGUGCUGCCCUGCUUGUCUCUGGCUUGAUGCACCGGUGUCUGGUCACACUGAGUGCCAGUGGCCACAGAAUAAGAAAAGUGCGAUAGGCCAGGCUGUCUAUUUCCUACAGGCAUGAGGACAUGGUCAGAUGGCUGGCAUGUGAGCUUUGAGUUGAUAAAGUGAGGAGGUUGAAAAUGCCCCACCAAGAUAAUGUGCAGGUGGCCUGGACUGUGUCCAUACCAUGAAGACAACAAGCCUGCACACUGGUAUUGGCCAUAGCUGUGUUUGCCUAUGCCCGCAGCUGUAUGCCUGGCAUUUUCAUUUUGAAUUUAUCCAGCACAUGUCUUGCUUUCGCUGUAAAAUAAAUGCAUUUGAUUGCCCAGGAA